Messenger RNA from Anopheles funestus (African malaria mosquito), 8728 nucleotides. It is a transcript of the gene Epac, whose product is annotated as rap guanine nucleotide exchange factor 4. Lineage: Eukaryota; Metazoa; Arthropoda; Insecta; Diptera; Culicidae. Gene Ontology annotation, molecular function: guanyl-nucleotide exchange factor activity. The record is from RefSeq and is a predicted model, not a curated record. Gene Ontology annotation, biological process: positive regulation of GTPase activity; Ras protein signal transduction. The transcript is spliced from 20 exons. Gene Ontology annotation, cellular component: plasma membrane. The coding region runs from base 1361 to 3958 and encodes 865 amino acids.
GGGCUUUUCUCACUCUCUCUCGCUCACGGUCCCAUUUUAAUAUCGCAUUAUCUCUCGUUCCGCACUCACGCCUAGCACUGGGGGUUGUGCUUUUUUUCGGCUCGGGAAUGUUGCACGCAGUGUCAGUUUAGCUGUGGUUGCCGUCGACAGUGCGUACGCAUUCGCUUUUAGCGCCAUUUCUACGAAACGUGUCUCGGCGUCGGACGUACGCGCAUUCCAAGCUGCUGGUGGUUACGAUUUUGUGCUUUUGUGCCUUUCCGCGAUCGCAUCGUACGAGCUGGUGCGUGUAUUUAUUUAGUGCAGAUGCAUUCUCGGUGCAGUGUUUGCAUUUGAACAACCAAUUUGUUUAUGUGUGUGUGUGUUCGUGUGGGUGUUCGACGACCAGUAGUGGUCAACCGUCAACCGGUCAAUAGGUUAUUUGAUUGGGAAUUUAUUUGUCCCACCUCGUACCGUACGACUGUAUCAAUAUCUGUUGCAUCGAUUAGAUCGCGAACGGUCGUGGGCGAACGAAAGUGAAGCGGUGAUUGAGAGUGGAUCCCCCAAAAAAAAAUAAAAAAUAAACACCCGAGGGUUAUUUGCAGUUAGUGGUGACCUCCCCAGUUUAGUGUCUUUUCGAACCGGAAUGUCAAAACCAUUACGUGCAUUCGCUCAACCCAUAUGGUAGGCGAAUAAUUGCGAACAAGAGGGUCCACCUUUUUGUGCCGCAAAGUUUCGAUGUCAACUCCACCCGGCCGAUCGUCAUCGGUGCUGUUUAACGUUUGCUUUCCUUCCACAAGUAUUGGUGCAAUUUCGUUCGAGUAAACAGUGUUACCGAAUGGUUGGCACAGGAAGCUGGCCGGGGGUAAUAAUGUUUGCAUAGGCAACAUCAAAUCAACCAAACAGCUGGUAUAUGAGCGCACAACCCACGCUGACGGUGAUAAGAAGCAGUAAGGAGGUUGUUUACCUGCACCGGUCCUUCUAAUAAAUCGUGUGUGAUAAGAUAAGGUGAUUCAGCAGGGAAUAAACAGCUUGGUACUGUGUGAUAAAACUAUAUGCAUUAGGUUGGCGGCUUUUGCUCACUAAAGUGCGUAAGCUUCGUGCUGAUAUAGAUUAUUGGUGAACGACUUAAAAUUCUAGCAGCUUCUGAAGAGUUUGAAAUAUUUCUUCACGUAGAUUGGAUUUUCCAGUAAUUGAUGCGAAAAAAAUAUUUCUUUAAACACUGUCAGUAACACUAUGUAAUUUGGGCGUUGGGGCCACCUUCGGCGAGUCCAUCCUGCACGAUCUGCCCCGGGACAGUACGGUAGUGACGAAAACAACCUGCGAGCUGCUGCGAGUGGAGCAGCAAGAUUUCAGACUGAUUUUUGAGAAAAAUAAAGAAUUAAUGAACGACAUAAUCACAAACUGUAGGCUAAAAAAUGGAUUUGGUCAGAGCAUGCAGACGACCAGCACGGUCCAGACGAACGUGCAGCAGCAACCGUCGCCAACGAAAAAGCAGCUCAGUCCGGAUCAUCCAAAUCCUGCCGCACCAAUUACGGAGAUACCAAGCCCCGCAAUGUCUCGCAUGGGCUGGGCCCUUCGGACUCUUCUAGUGUCAGACAAUACAAGCUGUUUAAAGGACCGAAAGGUGGGUGGAAAAUUCAUAAGGAAAUGUGCGCCCGGCACGGAGCUGGUCGAAUGGUUGCUGAAUCUCUCACCGAUCGUACACACGCGAACACAGGCCGCCGGCAUGUGGCAGGCGCUGCUCGAGGAAGGUGUCUUGUGUCACGUGGCAAAAGAGCAACCGUUCAAAGACAAGUGCUUUCUGUACCGCUUCAAGUCGGACGAGGAUGGUACGGCCGGCGGUGCACCAACGUCCGACGAUGUUAACCACGCGAACGAUCACAUCCGGGAGUCACUUCCGGCGCUGCUGCAUCGCGGCCCGGAUGCAACGCUUCGUAUGAUUUUGCGAAAACCAUCGCACGAACGUACGCAGGAGGAGCUGGAGCUAGUUUACGAGGAGCUGCUACAUAUCGCCGCCCUGUCGCACCUGUCAACCUCCAUCAAGCGGGAGCUGGCCUCCAUUAUCGUCUUCGAAGCACACGCACAUGCCGGCACCGUAUUAUUUAACCAAGGCGACGAAGGACGAUCAUGGUACAUCCUGCUGAAAGGUUCCGUCGAUGUAGUUAUCCACGGUAAGGGAACGGUUGCGACGCUCAAGGAAGGAGAUGACUUCGGCAAGCUGGCACUCAUCAACGACGCACCCAGGGCGGCCACGAUCGUGCUGAAGGAGAACAACUGUCUUCUGCUGCGCGUGGACAAGGAACACUUCAACCGUAUUCUACGCGAUGUGGAAGCGAACACACUACGGCUACAGGAACAUGGAAAGGACGUACUAAUACUGGAACGGGUUGCCAAACAGCGAGGAUACUCGGCAUUCAAAUACACGGUUAUGUCUGGUACGCCUCAGAAAAUGCUAGAACACCUGCUAGAGACCCGACUCGGUGGUCAAGCUGGACCAAAUGAUCCGUUUCUGGAUGACUUCCUGUUGACGCAUAUCGUCUUCAUGCCGACACCGUUGCUGAUUGACGAGCUGGCCGCCAACUAUCAUGCUGAUGCGGACAUUGACCUGCGGCAGGCUAGUGAAGAAGAUCAAGAAUAUUUCCUAACCAGCAAGCGGCGCGUGGUACAGUUUAUUCAACGGUGGGUGCUAGCCGUUCGGCAUGCCGUGUUCGAUGAUCCGUUAGCAGUAGAAUUUAUAGAGGAGCUGGCUACGGACGUUGAGGCGGAACCGGCACUGCAGGAGGAAGCAAGUAUCAUACAUCACGUGCUAACGCAAUUAUCCCGAUAUCAGGAGGACCGUCAGAUGAACGCGACCCAGAAAUGGAAGCUCCCACCCAACGGGCAGCCAAUCUGCCUGUUCAGUGGCAACACACACUCAAAGACUGUUAUACGCCCGGAUGACGAUAUAAUUUUCCGUGUGUACUGCGCCGAUCAUACGUACUGUACCCUGCGCUUCCCGAUGGCCACCACGGCCGAGGUAAUUAAGGCCUGUGCCGCUGAUAAGCUACAGAUCGCCCGACUACCAGAGGAUCUGCUUCUGGUGGAAGUGAAAUCCAGUGGAGAGCGUGUCGUAUUUAAGGACAACGAUGUUAGCGUACCGACGGCACUCAGCUUGAAUGGACGAAUUUUCGUCUCACCCAAGGACCAUCUGGAUGCACUGACACCUCUACCCGAGCAGGAAGUACCGACCGAAGCUCCGGAUGUAGACUUUGAAGCAUUAUCAACCAAGGACGUCGCCUAUCAUAUGACACUGUUCGACUGGGAUCUCUUCUGGGCUGUGCACGAGUACGAACUGCUGUACCAUACCUUUGGACGACAUCAUUUCAAUAAGAUCACCUCAAAUUUGGACGUUUUUAUCAGACGAUUCAACGAAAUACAGUACUGGGUGGUGACGGAGAUCAUCUCAACGACAAAUCUCACUAAGCGGAUGUCUUUGGUGAAAAAGUUCAUCAAACUAGCCGCAUUUUGCAAGGAGUAUCAGAACCUGAACGCAUUCUUUGCCAUCGUGAUGGGUCUCUCGAAUACGGCCGUCUCGCGACUAUCGAUGACGUGGGACAAACUACCGUCCAAGUUCCGGAAGCUGUUCACCGAGUACGAGGCAUUGAUUGAUCCGAGCCGGAACCAUCGUGCUUAUCGCAUGUCAGUUGGAAAGCUACAACCGCCAGUUAUUCCCUUCAUGCCGCUGCUGCUCAAGGACAUGACGUUCGCUCACGAGGGCAACAAAACCAGCCUGGACGGGUUGGUUAACUUCGAGAAGAUGCACAUGAUGGCCCAAACGAUGCGUGCGGUACGGUUCUGUCGAUCCCGUCAUCUUGUGCUCGAUCCACCGUCGCCGAAAAAUGAGAACGAAAUCCGCAACUAUAUCCGCUGCUUCCGGACGAUCGAUAACCAAAGAGUGCUCAACUCGAUGUCACAGAAGGUGGAACCGCGUCGAUCCUAAGACGAUCGAUAUCAGUGCAGACAAACUCACCGCCGUGUCCCAGGUGAUCCUAACAAGUUGCAUCAAACGUCAAACACCCAUCCCUACACCCGGUUCAGGAUGGAACCGUUCUGGUCAAGCUGGUACCGAGAGACCAAAUCCCGACUGCUGCGCGAUUGUACACACCAAGGAGCGCAGCAGAGCAGCCACAAUCCACCCUUACCGGAAGUUAUCAUUUUUCAUGUUCCGGUUUGAUACGGGGAAAGCAAAAUGGAUACCAAUACCCAAGCACACCGAUACAUUUAGGUUCGUUUUUUUGUGUGUGCAAAAAGUAUGCUAGUAAGAUACCAUUUCCAAUGGAAGACACUCGAUACGAAGUGCUUCAAUAUUUUUGCAUCUUGUUGAAAGUAUUUAUUAAUUCCAUUCGCCAACUUUCCGUUCUCAUCGUUUUUAAUCUGUUGUGAUUUUGGAUCCGAAAUGGAUAAAUUCAUCUCAAUAUUGCUUUUGUAAUCUAAUCUUACCAAAAACAAAUGUUUUAACAUUUCUUACAAAACCCACACUACAUACCUGUCUACAUCUUUCGAUAACUAUUUUGUAAUGAAGUAUUUAAGUUGUAUUUUGUUUUUAGCUUUUUCUCGUGAAUAAACCACUCGACGUUAAAGUAUUGUAAUUGGUUUUGUUUGUUUUUUCUCUCUCUCUUCUUCUAAUUUAUUCUAUCUUUUUCUUGGCUCAUGUAAAUGCAGCCGUCAGUUGCAAGAUGCACUUAUUAAACUCAAUGCACAACCGCUAAGUCUAUCUCAGCAUGCAAGCUCAUAGAAUAAAGGGGAAAAGGUGCAUGUUUCUAGUAAAAUUUUUUUAUUACCUUUGGAAUAUCUUUAUGAGUAAAACACUCUUUACAAAGCAUCCCCUCAAUGUAUGCGAUGUUUCGGAAAGGUUUCCUUGUAGUACGAAUGUGCCACAAAUGAUUUUACUUGGGGGACGCUCUGUUUAAUUGAUGAUGAGGUAUUUAAUCAGAUAUACCAAGUUCAGAGCGACACCUCAUACAAUCCACCGAUCAUUGAAGUAGUGAUAAUAGAAACUUUCUCAUUUUUAAUAUUAUGCUAAAUUCUUGUUUUGCUUAUGCUUCCAAUUUCUUUGUUAUAAGUUUUGUUGUAUUUCUCCAAUAUUGAUUUUAUUGCAAUGCAAAAUAGACUAAACAAUAUAUUACACAUAAACAACAAAAAAAUGUUCGCCAAUGUCAAUAUCAAGUGCAUGUUAAUGUAAGUCACCAGAAACGCUAAAACUAAACUAUUUUUCAAAAUAGAAAACAAGAAAAUGGAAACGCUAUUUACAAAAUGAGGGACUGAAAGGUCACUUAUACGUAUAUUUACACAAAGUGCUACAAUAAGCAUACGCUCGCAACUGCUCCUUUAAAGUCCUACCUACAAAUGGAAAUCUUUGGCUGGUCCAAAGCUGGAAAUCCAUUGCCCCCAUCCAUUACUUCGCUCUUUUGCCGCCUGUAACUGUAGGCUUCUUCUCUUCAAACAACAUACAAUUAAUCACCAGCAUAAUAGUCGCUCAAGAAAUGGCACUUUAUUUUGCAGAACAAAAUAAAAACAGCCCACAUCAUCUUUGUUAGCGUAAAUGUGUUGUUAGCUUGUAAGAAAAACGCCCAAAAAUACAACCUAUCCACUAAUGGAAUAUUACACCCAAAACACACACCGAACAUCCGAACAAAAAGAGGAAGCAAACAUAACGAACAUACGCAUGUCCAUGUGAUUAGCCGACAAUCUUUUCCAACAAAUAUAAUAAACAUAUAAAAAGAUAGAAUAACAACAUAUUCCGUCGAUGUGCAAAAAACCAAUUUGAAAAUGUAAUGAAAAUAGUAAUACAAAAGCUCCAGACUACUAACCACAUACCAAACGUAGUACUUACUGUUUUUGGAUGUAGUGCAGAAUACUACUAACGUUUACAUAGAAAAAAAAUUACACCGGAACACCUCUUCUUGCUAUCUGGGUUUCAGCAAAACCAAAUCACUUCACCAAUGUCCUACCGUCGUUUGACACAAUUCUAACUUUUUCGAUUCUGUAUUCCUUCUUCCGUGACCGAGACAGAAACGUAAAGAUAAAAACAAACAAAAAAUCGUUUCAAUGUGAAUGUGAUCCUACGUAAAAACAAUAGUAAAUAGAAAACCGAUCGUGUAGCAGAUAGAUGAUCGUUAAAAUGUAAAAGAAGGUACUAAUAGUGGUUAUAAAUAGGAAAACGAGAGAACACAAGAUAAAAGUAAUGGAGAGUGAGAAAGAGAGAUUUACUCAAAAUGUUUAAAAAAUUGAACAUGAAAAUUUUCUUCUUUGAGUUUUUGUAACGCUCCAGAACGAAUUGUUUUAAUCAUUCGUAUUAAUAUAAUAUUUUCUCUAACCAUUAAAAAGACAAUCAUGUUUCGUACAGUGUAACGUGUAUGAUAAAAAAAAAACAUUUCUUUCCAUUAACCUAAACCUCCCGAAGCAAACGUUUGUAACAGGAAAACAUGAAUGUUACCUAGUAGAGGAGUAAUGUGUCAUAAUCGUUUAUAUGAAUGUUCUGAAGAUGAGUGAAGGUAAAUAAGACAAGACACUGGAUUGAAUAUAAAAAGAAAAAAAACAAAAUGGUGAUUAUUUAAAGAUGGUUAGCCGUAGGAAACUCUUUAAAUCCACAAAACUCGUGAACACAACGCAUGUUUCACUACUGUACCUUGCUGAGACUAAUACUUCGUUUUGAUAGUGAAGACGAUAGAUAGGACAAAAAAGAGAUAUAUCUGUGAAUGAAACAAAGAGAGAGAGAGAGCAAACCGAUAGAGAAAGAGAAAGAGGGGGAAAAGUUGGAAGUUAAAUGUUGUAGAAAACCAAAAACAAAAACUAUUGCCACAAAUGUUAGCGUCUUUAUCGACAAUCAUUCAAAAGGGUAGAUCACCCUGGUACGACAUACAUUUCGAUACUAUCAUCACCUAACCGACAUACUAGAAAUGUUAAUUGACAUUCUUUGUUUACUGUUUCAUACAUCAAAGUAUUAAAUUAUAAUCCAUCCUACUAGUAUACUAAUUUUGGGUUUAUCAUAUAUUGAAUAAUACAAAAGUGUAGCGCAUUAGCAAUUAAAUCUAAAGUAAUUUAUGUUUUUGUUUUUUUUCUGCUAAAACUCACACUAAAGCUCACACCAAUGUGUAUGUAUGCCUAAAUCAAACAAAAAAAAACACACACACACACACAGAAAACCACAAGGAGAUAUCAAACGAAAUGGCAAAGAAACUGUAAGGUUAACUCCAAUUUGAAAGCCAACAUGAAUUAGCGAGCAGAAUUAGCCGGGAGGGAGGGCCCCCUGCACAUAGCGGCGGGCGGGAGUCGUUAUUUGUAGAGAAGAAAUAUAGGGCGGCAAAUGGAUUUUUAAGUUUUGCGAUCGCUAUCGCUUAGCAUUGCUGAACAAACGCAGUUAUUUACCAAACCAAACAGAAUGGCUACAGCUGUGGACAAUCUCGGUAAAGUUGUUUUGCUUUUCAAAAAGACCCACAAAGGCGGCUCCUUUGGCUCAUUCCGGCACGAAUCCCUUUCUGUGCACGUUAGCGUUAGCGUUACAUUUCUUUCCUUCACCCGCUCUGCCCGAUUUGUAUGGAACACUUUGUUUUUGGGUGGACGGUGAUGACUCGCUAGAAGUAAUAAAGAAAAAUCAAACCCCCGGUAGCCAUUGUGCGUAGUGUGCAAACAGUAGUGAAACGUAUAAACAUAAAUGUAAUUAAUGUGUAUGUGUUAUGUGCUGUACAUUGGGAUGUCAUACGAAAAGAAGACACAUUCUAAAAACACAGUCUCCACCGGAAUGCGGAACGGACGAAUAUUGAGGGGGGAAAGCUGAAAGGGAGCACAGAACAGAUAGAACGGUUACUUAAUUGUACUAAAAUACACUAUCAGUAACACUAACAUGUGCAUGUUCCAUUUACCUUAGAAAAUAAGACAUUAAGGAAUUUGUGAAUCCUUCUUUCACUCUCACCCUCUCUUGGAACGAUCAGAGGAAACGAUCGCACGUCAUGUCAUGAAUGAUAAAGUCCUUUUUCUACACAGCUAGUUGAUCUGUUUGUUGGAAACGUUUAUUAAAGUGUUUAGCCGGGAGCGGGAGAUUAUUAACACACGAGGUAGGAGUUUGUAGAAAUUGUGGUUUACCUUCUGAAUAGGAAUUGGUAAUGAUAGGAAGCGUAGCACAACUCUCUCACCUUAACCAUCUUUCUGCGUUGAAGAGAGUUGGUCAAACAUUUUCAUAACUAAGCUAGGCUAACAGGCAGAACUAUUGGAUAAACUUUUUUUUCUAGUACAUAGUACACCACUGUACACCACUAUCGAAUAAAGCGAAUAUAUGAGAAUGGACAUAUUGUACAAGAGGGUUUUAGAAUGGGGUAUGCAAAACCAUCCCUAGGAAGACUCUUAACAUACUCAAGAAACCAUUUCUGUAUCAUACUUGGUAGCUAUGAAUUUAACAAUUUAAAGAUUCUAUCGAUAAAAGUUCUUACUUCACGCCACUUACACGCCUACUUACUUGCCCGUUUACGGCGUGAAGACACAUUAAAACGCAAAAACCACUAAGAAUACAGAAAUAGUAGUCAACAAAAGUAGAAAUAUUAUUCUAAACAGGUAGAUGGGAAAUCAAAUUGUCCAGCACUGUGAGCGCAAGCGGGUGGGACGAUGCCGUUGAGUGUGUUGUGCGUGUGUGUGGUAUGAACAAGUGGCAAAUAUGAAUGCCCCAUGCAAUGGACAUGAAAUAAUAAAGUAUUUUCAAAUAUUUUCUCUUUUCAAA